This is a messenger RNA of Musa acuminata subsp. malaccensis (wild Malaysian banana), 850 nucleotides long. Its product is annotated as membrane-anchored ubiquitin-fold protein 4. The record is from RefSeq and is a predicted model, not a curated record. Gene Ontology annotation, molecular function: protein binding. NCBI's taxonomy places the organism in Eukaryota, Viridiplantae, Streptophyta, Magnoliopsida, Zingiberales, Musaceae.
CUCUCUUUCUUUCCUCGUGUCAUCACUCAGUCUCUUGAACCCUAACCCUAAGGAGUAUAUGUCAUGGAACUCCGCUCGGGGGUCUGUUCCACAAGAUACCCUUUUUGAUCCGCUCCUGGGUUUUGCGGAUUUGCCCUCUCUUCUCCACCUCGCCGUCCGCGUUCGAUUCUGCCCCUAAAGAUCGGAGAGAACAAAUGCCAGAAGAGGAUCUGGUCGAGCUCAAGUUCCGGCUAUACGAUGGAUCGGACAUCGGCCCGAUCCGCUACUCUUCUUCUUCCACUGUUGCCAUGCUCAAAGAAAGGAUAAUCUCCGAGUGGCCGCGAGAUAAAAAGAUCGUACCAAAGGUGGCAAAUGAUGUCAAAUUGAUAAGUGCAGGCAAAAUACUAGAGAACAGCAAGACAAUUGCACAGUGCAGAUCACCUUUUGGUGAACCUCCUGCCGAUGGUAUUACCAUGCAUGUCGUGGUACAACCAUCAUUGACUAAAACAAAAACAGAAAAGAAGGUCGAGGAGCUGCCGAAGAAGACAGCCUGUUCUUGCUCUAUAUUAUAGAGCAACGAGCGACUUGCAACAAUAGUGUCAUCCGCCAUUGUGGUUCAACUGUGGUAAGAAGUGUCGAUUUCUCAAAGCUGUCAUCAUUGUUCGAUGCAUGCUGUUGCACGCAUCGGGUCGGUGCACGGCUGUGCAAUUUAUUUAUCUUGGAACAAGUUGAUCCGAUCCUUUGCAUCAAAGUCUUAUACAUGUUUCUAUAGAUCUCAUUACAGACAACAGUUUUCCCCGAACAUGUUUGUAUAUCGAUUGCAUUGCCUGCGAAUUAAUUCGAUAGACCCAAUGAUUUCUGCUCUCUUCAA